This is a messenger RNA of Lodderomyces pseudojiufengensis, 1008 nucleotides long. RefSeq lists its product as uncharacterized. The coding region runs from base 1 to 1008 and encodes 335 amino acids. The transcript has a single exon. The record is from RefSeq and is a predicted model, not a curated record. NCBI's taxonomy places the organism in Eukaryota, Fungi, Ascomycota, Pichiomycetes, Serinales, Debaryomycetaceae.
AUGAAGUUAAAAAAUCAACUUUUUUCAAUAUGCUUAUUAAUAACGGUAGUUCAAGCUGCUUUAGUCAUAGUCACUGAAACAAAAUAUGUAACUGUUACUAGAAGUGCAAUAACUAAUGAAUAUGGUACUUUUUAUACUGAGAUACUAUUGGAAGAUCCUACAACUGAAGUGGUAUCACCCACAACAGUAGAAGAAAAUAUAAUCCCAACUGCAAUAAUAACUCAGCCAAUUUCCGUGCCGAUUGAAGAAGAAAAAGAAGAGGGACAAGGAUCAAAUCAAGCUAUUCAAGUUUCUAUUAUAACUCAAGUGUAUGAAGUUCCUAUUCCAGUGCAAGAAGUAAAUGAACAGUCUGAUUCUCAGCCUCAACCUCAAAACCAGCCCGAAAGCAGCCAAUCAUUAGUUGCGGAUAUUAAACAAGAAGUGCAAAUUCAACAAGAGGAAAAACCACAAUCACAAGUUCAAUCACAACCUCAACCUCAACCUCAACCUCAACGUGAAAUUCAACAAAAGUCUGAAACACAAAGUCAAUCACAACAGAAACAAGUUGAGUCAGCACAGAAUGUAGAGGUGGAACCAGAGCAAACUCAACAAUCAGGUCCAACAUUUUUACAAGAAAUUUUAAAUAUUCAUAACCAAAAAAGGUCGUUACAUGGAGUUCCAAAUUUACAAUGGGAUGAGACACUUUAUAAUUAUGCACAAAAUUAUGCUAACAAAUAUACAUGUUCUGGAACUUUAAUCCAUUCUGGAGGACCAUAUGGGGAGAAUAUUGCAUUAGGUUACAAAGAUGCUACAAGUGUAGUUGAAGCUUGGUAUUCUGAGAUUAAAGGAUAUGAUUUUAAUAAAGCUAAUGUUUUCAAUCAUAUGAGUCAAAUAAUUUGGAAGUCGGCAACAAAAUUAGGUUGUGCUAAGAGGUCACCAUGUAUAAAUGGUAUGGAUUUUUGGAUUUGUUCGUAUGAUAAAGGAAAUUUGAUUGGAAGUGGAAAGGAAAAUAUAUUACCAUUAAUUUAA